Pseudogymnoascus verrucosus is the source of this 2169-nucleotide messenger RNA. RefSeq lists its product as uncharacterized. Gene Ontology annotation, cellular component: nucleus. NCBI's taxonomy places the organism in Eukaryota, Fungi, Ascomycota, Leotiomycetes, Thelebolales, Thelebolaceae. The transcript has a single exon. Gene Ontology annotation, molecular function: DNA binding; DNA-binding transcription factor activity, RNA polymerase II-specific; zinc ion binding. The record is from RefSeq and is a predicted model, not a curated record. Gene Ontology annotation, biological process: DNA-templated transcription; regulation of DNA-templated transcription. The coding region runs from base 1 to 2169 and encodes 722 amino acids.
AUGGCAGGCUUCUCGUCCUAUAUCGGACAGUUUCGCGCCGAAGGGGACGGCCACCGGCACAAGAGCCUCAGAAAUGGAGUCAAACGCAAUCGGCCUAGGUUGUCCUGUGCACCAUGUUGCGCUCGGAAAUUGAAGUGUGACCGUGGCCGGCCAUGUGAGAAAUGCGUAAAACGCAACGAUGACGACGCCUGCACUUAUGAUUCCCCUCCAGAGACACCUCAAAACAAUGCUGGUGCUUGGGUUGAACCUCAGGAGAAAUUACUGCAGCUUGAGAAGUUGGUGAUGCAACUUAUGGAGUCGGAAUCUUGCGGUAUUCAGCGAGCAGACCCUCACAUCAUUACUCGGCCCCAAACAGAUGAUGCUAUUCCAAAUUUGGGAACUGAGGGCCAUCUGCAUCAGGAUUCAUCUGAGACCAGGUACUCUGGAUCAACGCAUUGGUCUACCAUUUUAGACAACAUUCAAGAGCUCAAAACCACCAUGGACGCAAUACCGAGCACAUAUACGGACCAUGAAGACCCAGUUGACCUCGGAAUUCCAGAAGGACAAAUAAUAUUCGGCUCACCGAGAGAUUAUUCAAUGCAACAAAUUCUAUCCGAAAGCUUGCCUCCUAGGGCCCAGGUUGAUCGGUACCUCUCGGCCUUCUUCAAAGCUCAAAUGCUUAUUGCCCCCUACAUUCAUAUCCCCCAGUUCCAGAGACAGUACGAAGACUUCUGGAAAGACCCUCUGCGUGCGUCUCCUCUUUGGGUCUCUAUAAUGUUUUCGCUCUGCUGCAUGUCAGCAAAGAUCAACGAACUUCCUGUCCCUGCGCCUUCUGUGUUUGAAGGCCAAUCUAACGCCCGCACUGUCUUCCUCAACGCUGCUGGACAGUGUCUCGUACUUGGCGAGUUUACCCGCCCCCAAAGCCAAGUCAUGGAGGCCUUGGGUUUGUAUGCGCAGUGCAAGUAUAUGUUCAGCCUUGAUCCUUCUCGAGAGCUCUGCAUCAUUUUGGGCGUCCUUUCUAGACUUGCCUACAUGAUGGGCUAUCACCGAGAUCCUGAUAAUUUUGGAAAUUUUACAAUAUUCGAAGGCGAGAUGCGCCGCCGAGUCUGGUCAGCAUGCAGACAGUUUGAUCUCAUGGUUUCUUUCCAGUUUGGUCUGCAUAGUUGCAUUCCUGCCGACUCAUGGGAUUCUAAAGCCCCUCGAAAUCUCCUGGAUUCUGAUUUCAAUGAGGAAACGUCCCUCCUUCCAUUGUCCAGGCCGCAAACAGAUCCCACACCAAUUUUGUACUUUGUUGUGAAGGAUAAAUUACUAAGCGGCUUCACUAAAGUGUGCAGCCACGCCUUGUCUUUGAAGGUUCAAUCGCAAGAGGAAAUCUUGGAUUUGGAUGCCGAAAUCAGACAGAUGUACUCCACUAUCCCCGAGAGCCUUCGCAUUCGGCCAAUGGAACAAUCACUGGCCGACCCACCAUUUCUCAUUAUCAGUCGAAUUUACAUCGAAUUUCUCCACCAGAAGUCUCUAUGCAUACUGCAUCGUAGACAUAUGGCACUUGGUUUCGAAUAUAGCACGAAAGCAUGUGUCAAUGCGGCCAUGACAAUCAUCACCUACCUGAUUGGCGUGAAUAAAGAACUCCAGCCGGGAGGCCAACUCUACGCUAAUAGCAGCUGGGCGCUGACCAGCUUCAAUAUGAAUGAUUUCUUACUUGCAGUUAUGAUACUAUGUCUCUCUCUGUCCAAAUGGAAGAAGCAGAAUCCGGGAAAACGUGUAGAAGAGUACCCCUCUAUCUAUUCUCAACUUGAUAUGCUUAGAAAAGCGUACGCUGUAUGCGUGGAAAAAUCGGCAGUUAGCAAAGAGUCAAGAUGCGUGGUCUCUCCGGUAAAAUCAAUACUUUCUCAGUUUGAGACUGAGCCGCCUUCUCAUACAUCAACAUCUACGGGGUCCUAUACCAACAUCAAUCACGCCAACUGCCUACUGCUAAAUACAGCUCCUUCUUUGGGAACUAAUGGAAUAACCUCGCUUUCCCUUAACGAACCACAGUUGGUAUCAUUUGCCCUGGGAGAACCAACUACAACCCCCAACGAGUUUAACCCUUUCGAAGAUAUUUUCGGUGAUUUUGAGAAUGUCGAUUGGACAUAUCUGUCUCAGUAUCUCGUUGGGCCUAACAUGUUUGAUAGGCAGAUGGAACACUUUUAA